Molecule: messenger RNA, 591 nt
Organism: Trichomonas vaginalis G3
Lineage: Eukaryota; Parabasalia; Trichomonadida; Trichomonadidae
Product: small GTPase mediated signal transduction
Exons: 1
Coding region: 1-591 (196 amino acids)
Molecular function (GO): GTPase activity; GTP binding
Source: RefSeq, a predicted model, not a curated record
AUGAGUGACAUUUCAUCAAAUCGUCCAACCUUAAAAAUUAUUCUAGUAGGAGACACGCCAGUUGGCAAGACAUGCUUGAUAUCCUCGUUUUUUAGACAACCUUUCGACUUCCAAUCUUCACCAACAGUAGCUCCUUCAUAUUCUUGUGCUGAAAUACCCCGUACAGAUGGAGAAAUAGUAUGCUUACAGAUAUGGGAUACAGCUGGACAAGAAAGAUACCACGCAGUUGGUAAACUAUUUUACAGAGAUUCUGAUGUAGCUUUAGUUUGCUAUGAUCCAUCAUCAAACCAAGAUUUAAGUAACGUUACGACAUGGGUCGAAAGUGUACGUGAUGAGGUUCCUAGUGUAAACAUUAUUUUGGUUUUAACCAAAGCAGAUUUACUCAAAGAAGAUCAAUUGAAAGAAUAUACAAUCAAAGGAGAAAAUCUCGCUAAGAGCCUUGGUGCAAAACAUCAUUUUGUUACUUCAUCCAUUACAAAUGUCGGAAUUAAGGAUGUUUUUAUGACAUGCGCUAAUAUUGUGGAUAUAUCGAAUUUGAUCGAACCACAACCUAUCCCAGAGGCAAAUGAACAAAAAUCUGGAUGUUGUUAA